This is a messenger RNA of Aspergillus piperis CBS 112811, 885 nucleotides long. Its product is annotated as PLAC8 family protein. The coding region runs from base 295 to 708 and encodes 137 amino acids. NCBI's taxonomy places the organism in Eukaryota, Fungi, Ascomycota, Eurotiomycetes, Eurotiales, Aspergillaceae. The transcript is spliced from 3 exons. The record is from RefSeq and is a predicted model, not a curated record.
UUAGUUUAGUUAUAGGGGGGAAAUGGUGGGUUGGACAAGAGUUAUAAAAACCAAGGAGGUAUGCUUUUGCUGACUGGGGUUUCAGUAUCACUUUCUUUUAUUUUCUACUAUUUUAAACAUACUCGAUUCCUUUGAAUCAACAUAUACAUUCGUUCAAUUAUUCUUUUUUCCUCUCUCCUACUUAUUUACCAUCAGCCUGAGAUACCCAGCAUAUAAAACACUAUCUCGCUCACUCACCACACCAUAUACCCAAUUACCUCCAUCACCACAUCCCAAACAAAGUAAUAAAUCAAAAUGGGCGAAGGUCAAGAAUGGUCCUCCGGUUUCUGGGACUGCUGCUCCCCCUGCGGCACCUGCUUCCUAGGCUUCUGCUGUCCUUGCUGCCUGCACGGCCGCACCAGCUCUCGUCUCGAAGACCCCACCCUGAAAGAUGAUAGCAUGAUGAACGGUGGUUGCUGCGUCUACUUCCUCCUCAGCUACUGCGGCUUCCACUUCAUCCCACUGAUGAUGAAGCGCGGCCAAAUUCGAGAGAGAUUCGGCCUGGAGGGGUCCGGAUGCGGGGACUGUAUGCGGGCGUGCUGCUGCCCGUGCUGCACGCUCAUGCAGCAUGAGAAGGAGUUGGAGAGUCGGGCGGCGUUGUUGGAGGGCGGUGCUGGUGCUGCUGGGCAGCAGGGGUAUAAGGCUCCUGGGGGGAUGCAGUAUGCUUAAUCUUCAAGUUCUGAUUAAUCCUUGGGUGAUUGUGUCGUCAAAGACAUUGAUUGGGAUUGGGAUUUGGAGUUGUUGGUGUUUUGUUUCCCUGUUUUUUUAUUUCUCUAAAGUGAACAUAUAUGUAUGGUGAUAUGAUAAACUGGCUGGUGUUGUCUCCUACGGUGUAACGAUGCAAAA